GAGAGGGGACCUUGCUCAGGACGGGGAAACCCUGCUAGUAGGUCCCGGGGUCCAGGUGGCGACACGAGCGCUUGGUCAGCCGGCAGCGGGCGGGUGGUUCCCGAGCCCCUCCCCCGCGCGUGCGCGCCCUGGUCCGCCCUCCCCGCAGCCUCAGCUCCCGCGCGGCGGCGGCGGCGGUUCCUUCCCCCUCCCCCAGCCCUGGCUCCGGGGGACCCCGCGAUGCCGGUCCGCACCGAGUGCCCCCCGCCGGCGGGUGCCUCAGCCACAUCCGCGGCCUCACUCAUCCCGCCGCCGCCCAUCAACACCCAGCAGCCCGGCGUGGCCACCAGCCUGCUCUACAGCGGCUCCAAGUUCCGCGGCCACCAGAAGAGCAAGGGGAACUCGUACGACGUAGAGGUGGUGCUGCAGCACGUGGACACCGGGAACUCUUACCUUUGUGGGUACCUGAAGAUCAAGGGCCUUACAGAGGAGUAUCCGACCCUUACGACCUUCUUUGAAGGAGAAAUAAUAAGCAAAAAACACCCUUUCUUAACUCGGAAGUGGGAUGCAGAUGAAGACGUUGAUCGGAAACACUGGGGCAAGUUUCUGGCUUUUUAUCAGUAUGCAAAAUCAUUUAAUUCAGAUGACUUUGAUUAUGAAGAACUGAAAAAUGGGGAUUAUGUCUUCAUGAGGUGGAAGGAACAGUUCCUGGUCCCAGACCACACAAUCAAAGACAUCAGCGGUGCUUCCUUUGCUGGCUUCUAUUACAUCUGCUUUCAGAAGUCAGCAGCCUCCAUAGAGGGCUACUACUACCAUCGAAGUUCAGAAUGGUAUCAGUCCCUCAACCUGACCCAUGUUCCUGAACACAGUGCACCCAUCUAUGAGUUCCGGUGACAGUGGUUCAGAACAGCAGCCAAAUAAAACUGAACUUGGCAACAAAGAGCUUUGCCGAGGAAAUUAUGUACCUGCCAGAACCAGGAGAGGUGUGUUCCUGUUUCUUCACGAGCAGACUUCAUCAGAAAGCAUGAAUGUUAAGGAUCCAAGGAGCAUGGCCAACCUGCAGGCAGGCAGAGGGAGUUCUCCACCUCCCACCCUCCUUCCUCUCUGUGGCAUUGUGGUCACCAUCUGUUUCUGAACAAUCUUAAAUGCACUUUCCUUCCUGCACAGCUAACUUCUGCAUCACUGAAAUGCCAUCUUUCCUCGGUCAGCCUCUAGCCGAGUGGAAGGUCAGCUCCUGGGUCACCUCAGCCUUGGUGCUCAGUGGUCCCUACCCAGGCCCUACACCUUCCCCAGUUGCUUGUUUGGUAGCCCAAGGAAAGGCAGAGCCCAGCAUCUUGUGCCCCAGAGCUCUAUGUGAGGAGUUGUCUGGGCCCAGCAUCUACCACCAGUGAAAUGAGGUGGGGACCCUGGUAGGUCUCAUCAACGUUUGGUUCCAGUUUGGAUGUCUUGUGGGGCCAGUAGCUCUGCUGAGCCCUGUAACUCAACACUGCAAGACUUGCAUGU
Messenger RNA from Acomys russatus (golden spiny mouse), 1482 nucleotides. RefSeq names its product GID complex subunit 4 homolog (gene Gid4). Gene Ontology annotation, biological process: protein catabolic process in the vacuole; proteasome-mediated ubiquitin-dependent protein catabolic process; protein targeting to vacuole. The transcript is spliced from 6 exons. Lineage: Eukaryota; Metazoa; Chordata; Mammalia; Rodentia; Muridae. The record is from RefSeq and is a predicted model, not a curated record. Bases 220 to 873 code for a protein of 217 amino acids. Gene Ontology annotation, cellular component: GID complex; extrinsic component of membrane.